Doryrhamphus excisus (bluestripe pipefish) is the source of this 2279-nucleotide messenger RNA. The record is from RefSeq and is a predicted model, not a curated record. Lineage: Eukaryota; Metazoa; Chordata; Actinopteri; Syngnathiformes; Syngnathidae.
ACGGCGGAAGUUUGCGUCUGUAAAAAAAACGACAAAAGGGACGAAGUCGACUCAAGUGGGGAUCGAGUACAUUCCGUACAUUGAAAGAGUUGCGGAAGGAGCGACUGGCUGAUGAAAUACUCGGGCAGUUUGAAGGGACGAUGGCGUCGUGCGAGGAGGAACUUUCUACCCCGGAAGCUAGCAAGCUAGCUAGCAAGACUCCCAUCGUGCUAAACGUAGAAGAGGUGCAGCAGGUGACGAGUCGUCAAGAAGAACGAGCGACUGCGGGUGAGCGCCAUUGUGAAGCAGGAGCCCCCCCAGGUCAAAGAGGAAGAGGAGGAACUCUGGAUCGGACCUCAGGACGGAGAGUCUCUCCCUGAUCUCGCCGAGUUGCCACUUAUUGUCGUCUCUGUGAAGACUGAAGACCACGACAAGGAGCCUCCCGAGUCCAUGCAGCGUCAUCCACAUCCAAGAGAGGAGGAGAAUGGAGGGGCGGAGCUUUCAGACGGCGGCUCCCCGCACCACACAACGACAGAAGCUGAUGGCGACCGCUGUGGAGGAUCACCAUCAAAUAACCUCUUAGCCUCGCUAUCGACAGUGAGGCUGAAGGCGGGGACCAAAUCCAAGAACCUUUGAGACACGACAACAAACCCUCUGAAUGCUCUCAAAAGAAAAUGGGUAAAGAACGUUUCACUUGCUCAGUUUGUGCGAAAAGCUUUUAUUCUAAGAGGGAUUUGACUCAACACAUGAGGACACACACAGACGAAAACCCUUUUAGUUGCUCCGUAUGCGGCAAACGAAUGUCUCGAAAGUCAAGUAUCAUCACACACAUGAAAACACACCUGCCGGAAAAACCUUUCACUUGUUCCGUUUGCGGUAAAGGAUUUACUCAAAAGGCACACGUGGUAUCGCACAAAAGGACACACACGGGAGAAAAACCUUUCAAAUGCUCAGUUUGCGAUAAAACAUUCUCUCACUGCUCAACGAUGGUCGCACACUCGAGGACGCACACGGGAGAAAAACCCUUCAGUUGCUCAGUUUGUAGUAAAACGUUUAAUCAAAGGCCACACAUGCUGUCACAUAUGAAAACGCACACCGGGGAGAAACCCUUUGGCUGCUUAGUUUGCGGGAAAACAUUCUAUCACCAUUCAACUUUGGUGUCGCAUACCCCAACGCACACGGGCGAAAAAACGCACAUUUGCGCCGUUUGCGGUGACAGCUUUUCUCGAAAAAGCAAUGUCACCCAACACAUGAAAAUGCACAUGGGAGAAAAACCUUUCAGUUGCUCGGUUUGCAGCAAAACGUUCUUGAAAAAGACCAACAUGCACAGGAGGACACACACAGGAGAGAAGCCUUUCACCUGCUCCGUUUGUCACAAAAGCUUCUCCAAAAAGACAAACGUGGUGUCGCACAUGAGGAUACACACAGGAGAAAAACCCUUCCUUUGCUCCAUUUGUGGCCAGAGUUUUGCUGAAAAGGUCGCUUUGAUCGCACACAAAAGGAUGCACACCGGAGAAAAACCUUUUCAUUGCUCAGUCUGCGGUAAAAGCUAUUCUUACAAGAAGACGCUGAAGGCACACAUGCGGACGCACAACGGAUUUCGGUGAGUGCGGACAAUUUAAAGGCUUGGAAGGUUUUGACAGCAGAACCUUGGUUAGUGUCAUUACUUCAUAUCCAGAUGUUCCGACUCUAACCGAAACAGACUUUAACUGAAUCAAUUGUUCCUGUAAGAAAUGAGAUAAAUCCAAUGAAUCUGUUCCAGACAGCCAAAAAUGUUCAAACUAGAGAUGUCCGAUGUCGGACAUGCCGAUAAUGCCCAACUCUCAAUUUCCGAUAUCAAUAUGUUAACGUCAUAUAUCUCCUUUGGUGGAAUUAACACAUGUGUAUGAGCCAGUCAAUUGUAGAGUUUAUUUAUGCUAUGAUGCACACCUUAAAUAUUGUUUGAAAUAUGAAAUGGGAAUAUUUAUUUUAAUCAAUUGUUGUUGCUGUUUUUGUUUCAAAUAAUGGUGCUGCUUAUUAUAAAGACUCCAUUCAGGUGUGCGGCCGGGCACAUGUUGGGGGAGGUGCUGUGUCGCACGGUGAGGUGGAAGCUUUGGACUGCUGUGGAGGCACACGGUUUUCUUUUACCGUGUCUGAUUUGAGUUAUCCUUUUUGAACAAUUAACCUUUUUGUCAUAGCAUUCUAUAAAAUAAAACCUUUCAUUUUUGCAACUAUAUGGACUUGGUGUGGAUCUCAUCGAGUGGACACGAGUAAACCAGGGCCUUACACAGAGGUGCCAAUCUGCACCUACAAUAGUAAAA